Molecule: messenger RNA, 765 nt
Organism: Solenopsis invicta (red fire ant)
Lineage: Eukaryota; Metazoa; Arthropoda; Insecta; Hymenoptera; Formicidae
Exons: 2
Coding region: 1-765 (254 amino acids)
Molecular function (GO): nucleic acid binding
Source: RefSeq, a predicted model, not a curated record
AUGGGAGAUUUACCAGGUCCUCGCGUUUCCGGCACUCGUGCGUUUAUUAACGUAGGUGUAGACUACGGAGGUCCGUUCAACCUGAAACUUAGUCGCAAUAAAAGUUGCAAGGCGUAUAAAUUAUCUCACAAGGAAAUUAUUGAACGUUAUUGCUCCAAGAACGCCAUUCAAUGGCAUUUUAUUCCAUCUUAUUCUCCACACAUGGGAGGUAUUUGGAAGGCGGGCAUCAAGUCGGUGAAAACUCACCUCAGAAAAAUACUGGGUGAGGCCCUACUCACUUUUGAAGAAAUGUACACUAUUCUUACUCAAACUGAAGCUGUGCUCAACUCUCGACCAUUAACUCCUGUAUCAGCUAACCCUGAUGAUCUCAGGGCAUUAACACCCGGUCAUUUCCUGAUCGGAGCUCCACUUAACGCUAUCCCACAAUGUUCUCUUUUAGAGCAAUCUGUUAAUCAACUCACUCAAUUUCAAUAUCUUACCAAAUUAGUUCAAUUUUUUUGGUUUGGAUGGUCAACGGAAUACUUGUCAAAUUUACAACAAAGAAUGAAAUGGAAUCGCGAGGAUACAGUGUCUCCGGUCAGGAUCGGAUCAAUGGUGAUUCUUUGCGAAGAUCAUGUUCCUUCUAUGCAAUGGCCGUUAGGACGAAUAAUCGAGUGCCAUCCCGAAAGGGAUAACAAAUGUAGAGUUAUAAGCAUAAGAACAGCGAAGGGGAUAGUAACACGUGCAAUUUCUAAAAUUUGUAUUUUGCCAAUAGACAUAGAAUAA